GCUGGUUUGAGAGUCUGGCUGCAAACCCACAGAAGCAGUAACAGCUCUUGCUUUAGAAAAGAAGGGAACUAAAACUGAUUAAUCUGGGAGGACACAGGAAGUUUCUCAGGGUGGUUUUGCAACUGAGAAUAGUAACUCUGAGUUUUCUAACUUUUAGUAGUGACACUAAACGUUUAGGUGAUGGAGGACAGGAACUAUCCAGGGAAGGUACCUGUUGUUGAAGAAACAAAUGUCAAAGUGCUUUUUGACACUGAGGCGUCGCUGGAGCCUGAUGGAAAUGUUGACUACGGGAUCACAGGGGCAAACUCCAUCUACUCAGCCAUUCUCAGCAGAAACGAGGCUGUCAAAGAUGCCAAGCGCCUCAAGACUUUUUUAGAGCUGAGAGAUAAAUAUGUGAUGAAAAAUGUUCUGUUUGAGGACCCUCUCUUCCCUGCAAACGACUCCUCACUUUUUUACAGCCAGAAACCUCAGAUGAAGUUUGAGUGGAAACGUCCCUCAGAAAUCUGUGAAAACCCUCAGUUCAUUGUUGAUGGAGCCAACAGAACAGACAUCUGUCAAGGAGAACUGGGGGACUGCUGGCUGCUUGCCGCCAUUGCCUGUCUGACUCUGAAUGAGAAGCUGCUGUACAGAGUGAUUCCUGCAGAACAGAGCUUCACGGAAAAUUACGCCGGGAUCUUCCACUUUCAGUUCUGGCGUUAUGGUGAAUGGAUCGAUGUGGUUGUGGAUGACCGCAUCCCCACCUGCAACAACCUGUUGGUUUUCACCAAAUCUUUCAGGAAGAACGAGUUCUGGAGCGCUCUGUUGGAAAAAGCUUAUGCCAAGUUGCAUGGAUCUUAUGAGGCACUGAAAGGGGGUAACACGUUGGAAGCCAUGGAGGAUUUUACAGGUGGAGUCACAGAGUUUUUUGAGCUGUCAGAGGCACCCGCUGAUCUCUUCACCAUCAUGAGGAAGGCGCUGGAGAGGGGCUCACUGAUGGGGAGCUCCAUUGAUGUUUCCUCAGCCAGUGAACUGGAGUCCCGGACAGAAGAAGGGCUGGUCAGGGGUCAUGCCUACUCCAUCACAGGCCUGGAAGAGUGCGAGGAAGUCUCAAAGGACACCAGAAUCCGCCUGAUUCGUUUGCGCAAUCCCUGGGGAUUUGUGCUCUGGAAGGGACGCUGGAGUGCCAAUUCAGACGAGUGGUCGACCAUCUCCACUGCAGACAGGGAGAAUCUGAAGAAACAAACUGUGGAGACAAGUGAGUUCUGGAUGUCCUUUGAUGAUUUCAAGCAGACCUUUACUAAACUGGAGAUGUGCAACCUCACCCCCGACGGGCUGCAAGGCGAUGAACGGCACACAUGGACGGUAUCAGUCAAUGAAGGCCGCUGGGUGAAAGGCAGCUCUGCUGGUGGCUGCAGGAACUUCCCAGAAACAUUUUGGACAAACCCUCAGUAUCGGCUCCAGCUGUAUGAGGAGGAUGACGACCCAGAGGACGGGCAGGUGGUCUGCACUGCUGUUGUGGCGCUGAUGCAAAAGGGUCGGAGGAUGCAGCGCCAUAAAGGAGCAAAAUUCCUUACCAUUGGAUUUUCUAUCUAUGAGGUGCCAGAAAAGAUGCGAGGGCAGAAUCAACAUCUGCAGAAGGACUUCUUCCUCUAUACAGCCUCCACAGCUAAAUGCAAGAGCUACAUCAACCUGCGUGAGGUAACGGAGCGUUUCCAGCUGCCUCCAGGAGAGUAUGUCAUCAUCCCCACGACCUUUGAACCCCAUGAGGAGGGAGAAUUCAUCCUCAGGGUCUUCUCAGAGAAGCAGAGCACAUCUGAGGAAGCGGAGAGCACCAUCGAAACUGAUCAAACACAGCAAGACAAGAAAAAGAAAAGUAAGCCUAUUGUGUUUGUAUCAGACAGAGCGCGUGCCAACAAAGAAAUCGAACAUGACGGCAUUCAAGGGGAGGGGAGGAAGAAACCAAAGCAGAAACUGUUUCAACCUGAAGAAGAGACUGAGGAAGAGAAAAGGUUUAGAGCCAUUUACAAACAGAUUGCGGGUGAGGACAUGGAGAUCUGUGCAAACGAACUUAAGAAGAUCAUGAUGAAUGUUCUUUCUAAACAUAAUGAGAUAAAGACAGAAGGCUUCAGCCUGGAGACGUGUCGAAGUAUGAUCGCCUUAAUGGAUACUGACGGAUCGGGGAAGUUGAACUUCCAGGAAUUUAAACACUUAUGGAAAAAGAUCAAGGCGUGGCAGCUUAUCUUCAAACGGUAUGAUGAAGACAAAUCCUGCUCCAUCAGCAGCUUUGAGAUGAGGAACGCCGUCAGCGAUGCAGGGUUUCACCUCAACAAACAGUUGUACGACAUCAUAGCCAUGCGAUACGCAGAUGAACACCUCAACAUUGAUUUUGACAGCUACAUUUGCUGUUUUGUGAGACUAGAGGGCAUGUUCAGGGCAUUUAAUGCCUUCGAUAAAGAUGGAGAUGGAAUAAUCAAACUGAAUGUCCUGGAGUGGCUUCAGCUGACCAUGUACUCCUAGAUGUUGUCCAGGACAGCCAGCGAUCUACUAGAUCACACCUCAGUUGAGACUUUCUGUCCAGUUAGUGCAGUUAGAGAGAGGUUGUGGUGCUAAACUUUUGCUUAAGCAUUUAUCCUUCUCUUGUCAAAGUUUUAACUUCAGCUCUGGGGAACAAAACAAAAAAAAAAAAGAUUAAAGAUUAAUGUUAUAAAUUUGAAAGAACCUGUUUAAAAGAAUAGAAAUAAACAUGGAAAGUUUGAAUUUUUAUUGAUGUAAACAUACAGUAAGGAUUAAAAUAAAUACAUACUGUGGGGAAUAUAA
Messenger RNA from Girardinichthys multiradiatus, 2796 nucleotides. RefSeq names its product calpain 3b (gene capn3b). NCBI's taxonomy places the organism in Eukaryota, Metazoa, Chordata, Actinopteri, Cyprinodontiformes, Goodeidae. Gene Ontology annotation, molecular function: calcium ion binding; calcium-dependent cysteine-type endopeptidase activity. The record is from RefSeq and is a predicted model, not a curated record. Gene Ontology annotation, biological process: negative regulation of apoptotic process; proteolysis. The coding region runs from base 181 to 2496 and encodes 771 amino acids. The transcript has 23 exons. Gene Ontology annotation, cellular component: cytoplasm.